Molecule: messenger RNA, 8871 nt
Organism: Mauremys mutica (yellowpond turtle)
Lineage: Eukaryota; Metazoa; Chordata; Testudines; Geoemydidae
Gene: FGD4
Product: FYVE, RhoGEF and PH domain containing 4
Exons: 17
Coding region: 372-3053 (893 amino acids)
Biological process (GO): filopodium assembly; cytoskeleton organization
Cellular component (GO): cytoplasm
Molecular function (GO): metal ion binding; guanyl-nucleotide exchange factor activity
Source: RefSeq, a predicted model, not a curated record
CGCUGGGCGCAGGCAGGACUCACCUGGCAGGUGCGGGAGGGAGGAGGAGUUACAAAGCCAGGGCGGUGCUGCGUUCGCUGGGCUGGUGCAGGGGACGCCUGGAGCCAAGCGCCCGAGGUAGCUGCGGUGCAGGGAGCGGGCGCGCUUUGCCGGGGAGGGUCCCUGCGCCGCUGGCUUCCUGCCAGCCCGGCCUCCGCAGCGCUCCAGGACCGCGGGCUGCUCGCCUCGGCUGCCGGCCCCGAGCCCAGCGCCAGGGCAGCAGCAGCCCCUCUGCGCUAGCCCGAGCGCGGGCCGGCGCGAUGCGAGCCCUGCCGGGCCCGGGGCGCUGAGCAGCCAGGGCGCGCGAGCUGCCGCCUCCUCGCGCCGGCAGCAUGAGCGGGGCGGAGAGCGCGAACUUCAGGCGGAUGGCGAUCCGGAGGAAAUCCAGCCCGACCCUGCACAGCUCGGCCCUGGUCUUUGCUGGCCCCCCUGGAGGAGGCAGGCUCUGCCCACCGCCGGGAGAGGGGGCUCGGAAGGAAGCAGCAGACAGCAGCACCUGUCCAAAGAGUCUCCUAACGAAGUCUUGCUCAGCAAAUAGCACAACCUGGUUAGUCAAGCAGAACGCAUCCAAUGAAGCGGCUCAGGGAAUAAAUGGAAACGUGCCAGUUAAACAGUCCCCACGUUCAGCUUCAAGUCCAAAGCCACAAGUGCCUCCAAAGCCAGUGCACUUGCAGAAUUCAUUUUUAUCCAUCACACACCAAACCCCUACACGGAAAGCUUUAGCUACUGCACAACCAAGAAUGGAGGAAGUCACACCUACCUCUGCUUCUUGUGUGUCAAAGGAAAAACCCAGCAAGGUGUCAGAUCUCAUCAGUCGUUUUGAAGGAGGCGGUUCCUCAAGUCAUAGUGAUUUGAAGAAAGAAUCCUCUGUUGUAACGGUUGCUAAAUCUCAAGGAAGAUAUGGGUCAGCAUCACCUCAGCCAAAACUCAUCUCCCAACACCCACUACAAAAGCAGGGAAAUAAUACAGAUCAAACUCAGGUUGUACAGAAGCACACGGCCAAUGGAGUAGUAGCACAAAGCCAGAUGGAAUGCAAUGACAAUAAAUUACUGGAACAUAGCACCAAUACAUCCACUCCAGCUUCAGAUAUUGCAGUCAACAGUAACUUAGUAAAUGGGGAACAAGAAAGCACAACUACAGAAUCCCUGCAAGCUACAAUGAUCUGCACAGGACAAACUUUUGACUGCUGCAGGACUCCAGGCAGGGAAACACUGUUCCCAUCUGAAAAUGAAACUGUAGAAACUAAUACUAAUGUAGAGGAAAAACAGAAUGAGGAACUCGGUAAGGAAGAUGAGCAUGUAGAAGCAAAGGAGACAGAUGAGCAGAAACGUCACAAAAUUGCCGAUGAGCUUUUGCAUACAGAAAGAGCCUACGUCAGCCGACUUGACCUCCUAGACCAGGUAUUCUAUGGCAAACUAUUGGAGGAAGCUAACCGGGGUUCAUUUCCAGCUGAGGUGGUCAAUAAAAUCUUUUCUAAUAUUUCAUCAAUCAACGCCUUCCACAGUAAAUUCUUGCUUCCAGAGCUUGAGAAAAGAAUGCAAGAAUGGGCUGCAACCCCCAGAAUUGGAGAUAUUCUGCAGAAGUUAGCUCCUUUCCUCAAGAUGUAUGGAGAGUAUGUGAAAAAUUUUGAUAAUGCAAUGGAACUGGUGAAAAUGUGGACUGAGCGGUCUCCUCUAUUCAAAUCCAUUAUUCAGGACAUUCAGACACAAAAAGUCUGUGGGAGUUUGACAUUGCAACAUCAUAUGCUAGAACCAGUACAACGUAUUCCACGCUAUGAGAUGCUACUAAAGGACUACCUAAGGAAACUGCCUCAAGAUUCCCCAGACUGGAAGGAUGCUGAAAAAUCCCUGGAAAUUAUAUCCACAGCAGCCAGUCACUCCAAUAGUGCUAUACGAAAAAUGGAGAAUCUAAAGAAGUUGCUGGAGGUGUAUGAGAUGUUGGGAGAAGAGGAAGAUAUUGUCAACCCCUCAAAUGAGCUGAUAAAAGAAGGACAGAUCCUUAAACUUGCCGCUCGUAACACAUCAGCCCAAGAACGAUACCUUUUCUUAUUCAACAACAUGUUGUUGUAUUGUGUACCCAAAUUCAGUUUGGUGGGAUCAAAGUACUCAGUGCGAACAAGAGUUGGUAUUGAUGGCAUGAAGAUUAUAGAAACACACAAUGAAGAAUAUCCAUGCACCUUUCAGGUGUCUGGAAAAGAGCGAACAUUGGAGUUGCAGGCCAGUUCUGAACAAGAUAAGGAAGAAUGGAUAAAGGCUCUUCAGAAUACCAUAGAAGCUUUUCAGCAGAGGAAUGAAACCUUCAGAAAUGCCAUUGCAAAAGAAUAUGAGGACAUGCCCAUUGAAGUUUCUAAGGCUGAGCUUGGGAAGAGAGCACCGAGAUGGAUCCGAGACAAUGAAGUAACAAUGUGCAUGAAAUGCAAGGAGCCCUUCAAUGCACUGACAAGGAGAAGGCAUCAUUGUCGAGCAUGUGGACAUGUGGUUUGCUGGAAAUGUUCUGAUUAUAAAGCUCAACUUGAAUAUGAUGGCAAUAAAUUGAACAAAGUUUGUAAGGACUGCUAUCAGAUUAUAAGGGGUUGUACAGAUAGUGAAGAAAAGAAAAAGAAAGGCAUCUUGGAGAUUGAAUCAGCUGAAGUCUCUGGAAACAGUGUCAUAUGUAGCUUUCUUCAAUAUAUGGAAAAAUCAAAGCCUUGGCAGAAAGCUUGGUGUGUUAUUCCUAAACAUGAAGCUCUCGUGCUGUACAUGUAUGGUGCUCCACAGGAUGUUAAAGCUUUGGCUACAAUUCCACUACUGGGCUAUGCAGUAGAUGACACUCCAAGAAGUGCUGACCUCCCACAUAGCUUUAAACUGACCCAGUCCAAAUCUGUACACAGCUUUGCAGCAGACAGUGAGGAACUGAAAGAGAAAUGGUUGAAAGUCAUCCAUUUAGCUGUCAAAGGUGAGACACCGGAAUGUCAAAAUGAAUUGCAGAUGAGUUUAGAGGAACAGCCUGAAUCUUCUAAAAAAUCCGAAUGCUGAAGCUCAAGACCAUGUUGUGUUUUAAAAUAAUCCAGUCAGAUUCUUGGUUGAUUUUUCUUUGUUCAAGCAAAAGAAGCAAAUUCUCCUAACUACUACAUGCAUCUCUUAGCACUUUAUGUUGAAAAGAUACUGAUCUAUUUAGAGAUCAUUUUCUUAUAUUUAUGUUCUGUCAAUAAAGUUAAUGUACAGAUCCAUUCCACAGAAUUUUUUUUUAAAACAUAAAUGCCAUUAAAAGAACAAAACCUAUUAACUUUAGUGUACUUCUUGUUUGUCUCAAAGUAAAUUGCAUUGUAUGAUUCGCUUGCUGUUGGGUUAAAGUUUGCUACUUUAUUAAAGAAUGUGGAUAUUUGAUGCAUCCUUUACAUGUUAGGACUUUAUCAGUAAAAAGAUAUACCUCCACGUUGCCAAAAUAGAUCUGUAGUGAAAUAUACAGGGACAGUUGGGUUUAUUGUAUCUAGUUUAUAGAACUACUUACACAAUGCUGUACAUAUGUUAUAUUCACUUUUUUAAUGCAAAUUGCUUUUAUAAUAAUAUUGGCUUUUGUCAGUUUAUCAGGAAAAGAAUCUAAUUGUUUCAGUUUAGAAAUUCAUUGCUAAAAUACAAAUAAAGUACAAUAUAUGUACAGUGUUAGAAAAAAUUGUACUUGAUUUUGCUUCAUGACAAUACAUAGGUUAUUAGUCUGUAAUUUAUUUAAAAUAAAGCAUGUUUUCUCUUGUAAAUUAAGAAGAGGGUUCUAAAUUGAAAAAAAUCACUCUUUAGUGAUUUGUUUAACUAGCUUACACCUACUGAUCUUGAUAUUUUUAUACAUUAAGAAUAUUUUUUAAAUAGCAGUAAUUUAAGUGGCAUGUAAUGGAUUUGUGAGUUCCAGCUGUGUUUUUAAAAAAGAGUAGUCUGUUUUUUGGUUUGGUUUGGUUCUGUGCCUGUUAUCUUUUCAAGGUGCCGGUGCUACCUUCUAAAAUACAGUAUGUGCUUUAGCAAUUAACAUCCUGAUCUUAAAUGAUCUUCUGGGAUCAUAUAUUUUUUGCCUUUAUGGUCAUUGGAACACUUGGAACGUGUUUAAAGUGUUUUAACUUUCACCAAUACACAUAUUGCAUCAGCUAGUGAUCACUAAAAACUAUCUGCAAGGAUUAUACAUCAUGUUAGAGCCUUCUUGUAUGAACUCAGAUAUAAAGUCUGAUCCUGCAAUUCUUGACUUGCAUGAGUAGUCCUUACUCUUAUUGAGUUCAGUAGGACUGCUCUUGGGAGUAAAGACUUGUCUGUGAGAGUCAGGCUUUGAGUAUUGGGCCCGUGAUGAAUCUUCAUUUCUAGUAGUCUUUUAUGUAGAGGCAAAUAGACUCUGCUAUAAGAGGAUUCCACUGUAACAUUUUAGAUGAACUAUAGGUCUUUAUGGUGCAUAUGCAAUGACUGUCUCUCUAAUAGAGCAAGUUAAUCAAUUUCUGACUUUAAAAACCUAAAUGAAGUCUUUUAUUUUCUAAAAUACAGCAAUUAGUUAAGAUGGUCCCAAGUCACAAAGUUCAGAUUUAGAUACAGUCUUCUCAAAAACUCUGGGGGAUGGAUCCAGAGCUUUGAUUGGGCCUAUCUUUACAAUUAAAUAAAAAUUAGUAACUUGAGUCAAGAUUUAUUUUAACCCAAAAUUUAUUUUUGUCACUCUGACAGACCUUACCCUUUUUUUUAAAAUCGUCAUUGAGGGUGAAAGAUUACCCUUCAGUCAACUGUUGUACUUAGGUAUAGUCAUUCACCUAAUGUCAUUUACUUCUGAGCAUCCCAAAUCUUUGUGUUGCCCAAUACUUAGGGAGACCAGGGUGAGUAAAAGGCAGUCACAGCAGAUUCUGUGCUAACUCUUCCGCCACCUCACUGAAGUCAGUGGGCCAGAUUCUCAUCUCGGUUGUACUAGUGUAAACCUGGUGUAACCCUCUGACUUCAGCAGAGUUAGUCCAGAUUUUUACCCAUGCGAGAUCAGAAUCUGGCCUCAUAAGGUUGCCCAGGAUGUAUGUCAUUGCACAGUUUGUCCCUUAGUCUUCACUAGGUUUAGGCUGCUCUGCAUGUAAUCCUGUUCACUACUUUAUUUUAAUACAGUAUAUAAUGUACAACUUAUUUUUUUAAAAAUCCUUUUGAAGUUUAAAGAAAUUCAAGCCACUUCAUACUAUUUCCCUUAAAGUUGGGCCCACUCAUACCCUUAGAUUCUUGCCGGUGCACAGGGGCAGACUAAAGCAUGGGUCUGCUCAUCUCACACAGAAAGUGCAGGGUGACUUUGCCUUCUUUCCCCAAAUGGGUACCGUCUCCUGGGAACAUCCAGGCUUAGGGCAUGGAAACGCAUAGGCUGAGCUCUGGCCAGAAAGAACUACCUGAGGGUCAGUAUUGUAUCUUUCCAUGGCCAUUCUCCUCAGUGGAUAUCUGCCUUCAAAAGGAGUUCCCAAGGCGACUGCUGGUUCUGGGAGCCUUGAGUGCCAAUACCCUGGAAAUCAUGUAGUCCUGGUCUACGCUGGAGGGGUGUCGAUCUAAUUUACGCAACUUCAGCUACGUGAAUAACGUUCACAUUUACAUUCAUGUAAAUCUGUAAUUAGGUUUUUGACCCAAUAAUUUAUUUCACUUUAUUAUACAGUAAUAAAACAGUCUGCUCAAAACCUAUUCUCUUCUCAGUCAGCACGUAAUGGGAGACUUUGAAAAGCAAGAAUUAUUUGAUUGUUAUGUGUACAUUCUACAAGUAUAGACACGUGCCAACCAUUCUGGAAAAAAAAGGUACAGACAGUGAAGGAGAGAGGUUGCUUUUCUGGACCCAGUGACAACUCCUCCAAAUAUUUUACCCAGUACCUCACAGGCUAAUCCACAUAACCGCAUGUAAAAGCUUCUGUUUAAUUUUAAGGUUUAUGUUCUGACUGUAAAGACACAAACUGAAAGUGGUAACUGCUAUGCUUUAAUUUCCAUGACAUUAGAACAUCUGAAUUAUGGAGAAAAAAAUGUUCCAACCCGAAUGUUUAGAUUGUGUCCAAAUUUCAGCCCUGAGUGAUUUUUUUUAAACAAAGUUCCUGAAAGAAAACAUUGACAAAUGAUAAUUUUAGUAGCAUGAAGAAAUGCUACAUAUGUGUAAGUGACAAAUGGGCAUUCAUUUAUAAUGUAUGUGAAUGCCUUAGCUACAGUAUUUAAGCUCUGUGACCCCUAUAUUCAAGAAGUGCUCAUUUUAAAAUGUUUUAUGUGAUGGAGGAUAUUUUUGUGCAAUUUAGAGCUUAUCAAAUAUUUGACUACUUAAUGUUUUUGUUAGAUUUAAUUUUUUUCUGUAUUCUACCAGAACUAUGGCUAAUCAAAAAGCAUUAGUUGCAUUUAUUUGACAAAUAAUGGUAAGAUUUACAACAUUAUUUUUUCAACAUAUUUUUCCUGAUGUCUACAAGAACAGAAUCUUGAUUGGAAACUCUUUGCAUUAUUUUUAAUAUGUCUUAAACAUUUCUGCACUACUGUUCCUAUCUAUUUUAUUAUGGCUUCAUGUAAUUACACUUGAAUGAUUAAAAGCUGUUAAUGCCUGGAGCAUCUUGCAGCUUCAACUCUAUUGACUUUGACAGGAGUAUUUUUUGUAUUUAAGUACUCCAGUUCAACAGGAAAAUGUUUUUUUUUUAAAAAGCAAGCACUGAAAAAGAAAAACAUUCUCUUCUCAUUGGAGUGGAAUGUGGAAAAUAUUUAAAGUACGUGUGUGCAUCAUAUAAUUGCAGCUUUUUACAAAGAGGAUCUCAAAGCUCUUUACUAACCUUUAAUAAGCCUCAUAAUACCCUUGUGUGAUUAGAGGUGUAUUAUUCCUUCCAUUUUAAUAUAUGGGAUAAAUUGAGGCAGGGAGACUAAAUACAAAACACAUACCCCAAGCCUGUAUAGGUUUUAGAAGAGGUUACAGACAAGAAUUCAAAUAGGUUCUAAGUAGAGUGGUCAAAACUUUGAAACUUGAAAAGAUGGGGAAAACUUCAAAUACUUUUAAUAAAUCUUUUCCCAUUUUUACAACGUCUGUAGUUGGUCAAACUUUUAAUUUCAAAACAUGGAAUUUCAAAAAAAGAAGUUGCCAUUUUUCCCAUUUUUUUAACAAGUUCUUGUUCUAAGAACCUGCUUUUCUUGCAGGAAGUUUUAAACAAAAAUAAUAUGGAAAUAAUUCUAAAUAAUAAAUUGAGACCCAUCCAUGAAAGUAUAUAGGGACGGAUCCUGAGCUGGUGUAAAUUGGCAUAGCUCCAAUGGAGCCUAAACAGCUAUGAUGUUUUACACUAGCGCUACAUCUGGCCUAUAUUCUCUGAAGGCAUGCUCAUGAAAACCAGGAUCACUCCAUCUUUAGGCGUGCUGCUGCUACUGCCAUUCACCUGCACUCGUAGGACCAGAUCCAACUCAAAAUUGAGCUGGAUCAAGUUCAUAAUCCUCUAUCACACUGUUGCAAUCUCCAAAACAACUUAACAAUGGCAGAGGUGAGAAUAAGCAGGUGGAAAUCCUUGAGAACAAAUAAUUUGCUUUCAGGCAGAUAAUUCAAAUAAUAAGGAAUGGGGGUGGGCAAUACCAACAACUGUAUGAGCAGAAUCUUCUAAUGCUUAAAAAAAAAUUGUCAAGGUCGGUAUGGGUUUAACUCUGUAGUGUACUGUUUGUGAUGAGCUUCAAAUGAACUAUAAAAAGGAGAACUUGUUUUAACCCAGCUGUUAUCUUCUUCAUGGCCAUAUUGGUAAGAGGUUGUUAACUUACCAAUAUGGUUCUGACCCAUUGGACUGUAGUGAAAUAUAUUCUUUGGAUGGAAAUUUACAUAUGCCAAUCAGAUUGCUUCUUUAGUCCUCUCUCCUUUUAAUAAAACAAUAGGGAGAUUUAUUUAACAUAUAUUUUUACGACAAUUAUAAUCUGAUUCAGACAGCAUUUUACAAUCAAAAGUACACUGUGGAUUAAAAAUAUAAGUAGUCUUUUGACAAAAUUGUAUAUACCUUAAGGGGAUAAAAAUCAAUACAUAAGGAGAUCUACUUUACUUGCCUGUUUACUGGUUCCAACUGAUUUAUAAGCUGAAAUUCAGUCUAAAUAUUCAAUGUGCUUUUUGUACUGCCUUUUCAUUAAAUUAUUCUCACAUUUAUUCAUGGCAUUGUCAUCCCCAUCCCUCCAAAUAAAUGUAGAUUUUAUUUCUCGACUAAAUGGUAAAGCAGAUGGUUUCCAUGAAUAAAACAUAUUGUUUCUGUCAAUGUGCGAUACUAACCUACUUCAAUUUAUAGUUUAUCCUUGUGGAUUCAUAAACUAUUUAUGGUGGCAAUGUUCAAGAAAGGGAAGGGAACUGUGUCAAAGCCUCUUUUACACAGAGGUGCCAUAAUGUUUAGAGGAAGGAGGGCAAGUUUGUUAUAUAUGGGGAACCAUUUGCAAUAGAAGAAGAUUAUUUUACAUACAGUAAGAUAUCUCCUGCUACCACUUAAGCUAAUGGGAGUUAGACUGUUUACUUCAGUGGGAGUUGGAUCAGCCCUUCUGUGUAAUAUCAGAUAUACAUGCAGUGCAUUAGAAUCUCUCAAUUAUAAAAACACUGUUUGCAGUUUAAUUUGGAAGAAACUGACUUUUUUGUUUAAAAAAAAAAAACCUAAAGUUUCGAAGAGGUAAAUUUUGCUCUGAUUUUACACUGAAUUGCAAAAUUUCAAAAAAGAGGCAAAAUUUAAGUUGUGCAAAUAUAAGUGGUAAUUUUCCUGGUCAAGAAAUAUGAAUGUAAAAUAUUUGCAGAUUUUGUGUAACAUAUGUAUAUUUGGUCAUAAAGAUGGGAGCUGGCAUAUUGUAAAAUUAAGCACUUUAAUUCCUGUUGAAUACUUAGUUUGUAUGCCGUAAAAUAAAACAUCAUUAAGUA